Naegleria fowleri is the source of this 3393-nucleotide messenger RNA. RefSeq lists its product as uncharacterized. Gene Ontology annotation, molecular function: protein kinase activity; ATP binding. Bases 1 to 3393 code for a protein of 1130 amino acids. Lineage: Eukaryota; Heterolobosea; Eutetramitea; Acrasida; Naegleriidae. Gene Ontology annotation, biological process: protein phosphorylation. The record is from RefSeq and is a predicted model, not a curated record. The transcript has 2 exons.
AUGAAAAGAGAGAACAAGGUGGAAGAGGGGAAUUCUUUAGCUGAGUUCGUUGCUGCUUGUGGAUGGCAGCAGGAGGAACAACAACAAUGGUGGUCUUUUGAUGGUCAGACGGAUGUUACGAUUACGGAAUUACUUGUUGGCCAACAACAACAACUUUCAGAGAAUUGUCGGGAAUGUUCAACACAACGACAUUUAUCAUCAUCCAUUGUAUCGGAUCCGGACUCUAUUUCAACAAUACGAACAACAAUGAGUUUUGAAAAUUGUAAUUAUUUGAAAUGUAAAUCAUCAUCACUGAAACCACCCUUCACUCCUCUUUUUCAAAAAUCAAAAAAGCUUUACUCGUCCCUUCUCAUAUAUUUAUUAUUAGUAUUAAUAGGUUUACUCAUCACAAAACUAUUAGAUCGUCAUCAUCACACCACUAUCAUUUUAACUGUUGAGGCUACAACUGGACAGUUUCAUAUGGAGUACUCAAAGCGUAUCCAAGAGGAAUUACUUUCCGAGUUGAAUCCCAGUAAUAUGUACAGUGAAACAGAUGAUUCAAAUUCUCUGAAAUUAUCAUAUGCUGGAUCUUUUAGAUAUGCUCUCAGAAAUGAUCAACCAAUUUUGAUAGAAGUUAAUGAGCUGAAUAGUGAAGAGCUGAUUUUUGUUGCAUUUAUUUCAAGGUCGAAUCAUUUGAAAGUUUCUUGUGCAGCGAUUCUAGAUGCGGCAAAAUCAGACAGCUUAUUAUACACCAUCACGGUUGGCACUUAUAACAUUUUGAAAGGUAAAAUAACAUGGCAUUCAAAAGAAAGAAUUGUUAACGAAUUGCUUGGAGAUCCAAGUUUUGUUCAGGUUGGCAACAAAAUAUUUGUUACGUAUCCUCAAGAUUCAAGUGGUUUACGAUAUGUCAUGUUCUCUUCCAUAACAAUUGGAGAUAGCGUGUUCUAUACGAACACAAGUUACAGCCUUUCUUUCACUCAAAUCUAUCGAAAUAUUAUCAAACAUGCUGGAGGAAAUAAUUUCCUACUUUUCAGAGAUAGUUCUUCAUUUGAUAUCUCACGCCAAGUGAGUAAUAAUUAUGUCAACAGUAGAAAAAAGAUGGCACCACUGGCCACAGUAUUCAAUUUUGAUAGCGACUCCGGUAGAAAAGGUUCACCUUUCAUCACCAAACACUUAUUUGAUGUAAUAAUAGAGUGUGAAUUUUUCGAGCAAUGCCCAACCAUUGACAAUGUAUUCUACGAUGACGGAAUAUUAUUUUUCAAUGUAUUCGGAGGGAAAUCAAAAAUCUACCUCUCUAGUGGAACUCAAGCACCUACUGAUUUUCAAACGCUGGAAAAUUCAAACUUUGGCUCAUUUUACAUGUUUGAACUAAAUGUUGAAAGCAGAAAACUUACUCUCAUUGACUCUAUUUACACAACACCUUUUUCAUAUAUUCCUAUCAAUACAACUUCCUUCAAUGAAACGUCCUUAUCAUAUGCACCUAUGUUAGGCAUUAAGACUAUUUCCAAAACACCGACCAUGAUUUAUGGAUUUGGAUAUUAUGGAGGUGUUUUGAAUCACAACUCGCAAGUGAUAUUUUCCCAGAAAGAUCAGUCAUCAACAGGAAUUUUUAUCGUUUACAACUUACAGAAAAAACAAUUUGAUUAUUUGGGCAGCACCUCACAAUAUCCUUAUGUGUUUAGAAAUCCAACAAUAAUAUCGAAUAGCGGAAUUUUUUAUUAUCUCAAUAGAAUCGCUUCAACGGUUACAUUAUUGGACAUGAAUUCCAUGAAUGCUCAGACAUUUGUACUCAGAAAUACUUUCAUAUCCAAGAGAAUUUAUAUUGAGCUUAGAUUAACACCAUCCAGUAAUCAGCUGAUGCUUUUAUCUUCCUUUAAAAACCGUGAUAAUACUACAAUCAUGGAUGGCCAAACCUUGAAUCUUGUUGAUAGAUUUCCUAAUGGCCAGCGUGCUACUUAUAGAGAUGCUUACUUUAUCACUGUAUUCGAGUUUAACAAAACCAAAGAGGUAGAUUUGAAUUCAUACUUGGUUUGUACUCGGCCAAUUUGUGGAGAACAAUUUGUCACCACCGACACAUACUUAUGUGGAGGUGAAGGAACAUGUCUUUUUGAUACAACAACAAAUACCUCUGUUUCCUGUGCUUGUCCGACAGAUAUUGACCACUUUUUAACCCAUGUGGGAGAGUUUUGUCAAGACAACAACUUUUAUGCCUUCAUAAUCCCAAUUAUUGCUGUAGUGGCAGUGUUGUCUCUCCUUCUUGGUAUUUCUCUAACAUUUUGUAUUAUCAAAUCGACAUUUACAGUCAGUAGAAAACUUUCUCUGCUCAAAACAAAAGAACAAAAAGAAAUAGAAUUGCAAAAACGAUUACUCGAUUUUCAAUUUAUCCAUUCUGAUGCUGUAACCUUUAAGGAUGUGAGUUAUAUCAUUCACAUGGAGGACUUAAAAUUCCUCACAAGAGUUGCCGAAGGAGGUGGAGGCGUGGUAUUCAAAGGUGAAUGGAGAGGCGUUGAAGUAGCCAUUAAGAAAGUUAAAUAUAGUAGUGACGAUACUUCUUUUGAGAAGGAGGCAAGUUUGUUAAGUCGAAUUCGUCAUCCAAAUAUCGUUGCAUUUUUUGGUGUGAGUGUGACUGAGAGAGAAAAGUUCUUAGUUACUGAAUGGAUGCCAAGUGGCUCCCUAGACAAUUUAAUUUCCAAUGCAGCAAAAGGAAAAAUUAUUUUGAAGUUCAAACAAAAAAUUGCCAUACUUCUUGACAUUUGUAAGGGAAUGUGCUAUUUACAUGCUUCCUCAAUUAUUCACAGAGAUUUGAAACCUGCCAACGUCUUAAUUGGAUCCAAUGGAGAAUGUAAAGUUUGUGAUUUUGGUCUUUCUACAUAUCUCAUGCAUGGGGAUGAUGACAACAUGGGAAAUGUUGGUACACUGUUGUGGUCGAGUCCAGAAGUUUUACAAGGCCUACCCUGCGAUGAAAAGGUUGACAUUUAUAGUUUUGCUAUCAUCAUGUAUGAAGUAUUAUUUGAAACUGUGCCCUACACAAUUUCUGAGAAAGUUGAUCCAAGUUAUUUUGUUUCCGAGACUGACAUGGUUGACGGCCAUAGCACAGUCACUCCUUCCACUCAACAGGAUUUAACUCUCUUCAGUACCCUGCUCAAUCAUAAAAAUGCUGCAGAGCUGGGACGCUAUAUCGUUCAUGGAGUAAGACCACUCGUUCCUUUUAAUACCAGAGAACAGUGUAAAAGAUGGAUCAAUAUUUACCAUAAUCCAGAAAAGGAAGAUAUCAAAUUGGAAACCUUGUCAUCCGUAGUAUUUCUAUUUGUUCUCCUCAUGAAGAAAUGCUGGUCAGAACCUGAGGCAAGACCAAACUUUGACUACAUUUUGAACACAUUGACGACCAUCAAAAAGACCAUUAAAAGUGAUUAA